UGUGUUUGUGUGUGUGUGUUGUCAUCAUCUAACCUCUGUCCCACUUUCUCAGUUUCCCGGAUCUCAUCGGGACUGAUCUCGACCUGGCUGUAGGAUGUCUCGCGCUGCGGACAGACUCAAACUGCUGAUCCAUCAUCUUGAUCGAUCACAAGCCGCGAUCCGAGCAGCACCGACCUCAGCUCAAACCCUCACGCUCAGCAGCCAGCCACACAGACUGAGAUACACCUUAGAGACGGACCUGCUGAGCCCAGAGCAGCGACUCUUCUAUGAGGAGAAUGGCUUCAUCCUCAUCAAGAACCUGGUGUCGGAGGAGGAUAUCGACAAGUUCAGGAAGGAGUUUGAACGCAUCUGUCGACAGAGAGUGAAAAUUCCCGGCUUGGUGGUGAUGAAGGACGUGGCAAUCGUCAAGUCAGAGUUUGUCCAGGAUCAGAGGGCCGUCUCCAAACUCCAGGACUUCCAGGAGGAUCCCGAGCUGUUCCGGUACUGCAACUUACCACAGAUCCUGAAGCAUGUGGAGUGUUUCACUGGACCAAACAUCAUGGCCAUGCACACCAUGCUGAUCAACAAACCUCCUGAUGCAGGGAAGAAGACGUCCCGUCACCCGAUGCAUCAGGAUCUGCACUACUUCCCGUUCCGACCGGCCGACCAGAUUGUCUGCUCCUGGACGGCCAUGGAGAAAGUGAACAGGCAGAACGGCUGCUUGGUCGUCCUGCCAGGAACUCACAAGGGCACGCUGAAGGAGCACGACUACCCCGAGUGGGAGGGUGGGGUGAACAAGAUGUAUCACGGUGUGCGAGGCUAUGACUCACAGCACCAGAGGGUUCACCUGGAGAUGGAGAAGGGCGACACCGUCUUCUUCCACCCGCUGCUCAUCCAUGGCUCCGGCAUGAAUCAGACCCAGGGGUUCCGCAAGGCCAUCUCCUGCCACUACGCCAGCGCUGAGUGUUAUUACAUCGACGUGAAAGGAACCACUCAGGAAAACAUAGAGGAGGAAGUGAAGGAUCUUGCGUCCAGGAAGUACGCUAUAGACGAAAUCUCAUUCAAGGAUACCUGGGCUUUCAGAGGUCGUCUGGUGCAGGGAGAGAGGGUCUCACUGUGAGGACGCCAUUGAUCAGAAGACGGCAGAAUGACAGCAGAGUGACCAAUCACUGAGCUGAGAGGAGAGAAGGCUAAUAUAGUGCUGAGCUUCUUAAAGUAAAAUCCCUGAAUUCCUUUAAUAGAGGUGGAAUUAACACUACUUAAUGUACAUGUAAUCAUGCUCAGAAGAGUUGGGAGAUUUGUUCUGGAAAAGGUCAUGUGGUCCUAACAGAAAACAUAAAUACAGGGAAUCAGAUUUAAAUGAAAUAUAUAUAACUGACCUCAUCAUAGUUCGGAGGAAAAUCCACCCUCUGACUUUCUUUCGGAGAGGCGGUGGACUAGUGGCAGAAACUUGGACUAUGGGCAGAAAAGGUCUCUGGUUCGUCUCUGGUUCGACUCCACGGAGAAACAACAAAAAGACGAACCUGGAUUGAUCUGUCCAAAAAUCCAAGAGGAUUCUCCCUACCCUGUCUAGUGCCCCUGGCCAAGGCACCUUACUCCCCCAACAUCUGCUCCCUGUGCGCCGUACAUGGUCGCUCACUGCUCUGUGUGUCCUGCACCAGAUGGGUUAAAAGCAGAGGUUAAAUUUCCCUACAAUUGCGUGAGUGUGCCUGUGCAUGUGUGUGCAUGUGUUUGGGACAAAUAAAUGUAUCUUAAUCUUCUUUCAACCUCCUGCUGCUUGUUUUGCAGCACAAAAUAAAGCUGAAUUAGCACUUAAACAGACAACAGAACUGUGUGGAACAAUGGAAAAGCUGUAAUUUACCAAAACCUUCAAAGAAAGGGAUGUUAAGUGCAAAGAUAUAAGCCUGAGAAAGACCUGAGGUAUGUUGCUUUGACGGGAAAUGAAAAGAUGAGAAUUGCUGACUGGCUGAUUAAAGCACUAACAUGGGUUAUGAUAUAUUUAGGAACUGAUAAGCAGAACUGAAAUUCAACCAAUUGGGAUUUGGUUCUAAUUCGGAGUUUAGGAUCUCGACCCCAGCCUUGAGUGUUUAAACUGCCUUAUAAACUUAUCACUGUGUAAAUCGUCUUGUUUAUGUUGAUUGAUAAGUAUUUGAUAACGAGUGAGUGGGUUUUAACAUUGUUUGUAUGAUCAUUCUAAAGUUUUAAUAGGAUUAAUAAUAAAAAAUUGCUGCUAUAA
Messenger RNA from Pleuronectes platessa (European plaice), 2215 nucleotides. It is a transcript of the gene phyh, whose product is annotated as phytanoyl-CoA 2-hydroxylase. NCBI's taxonomy places the organism in Eukaryota, Metazoa, Chordata, Actinopteri, Pleuronectiformes, Pleuronectidae. Bases 95 to 1099 code for a protein of 334 amino acids. Gene Ontology annotation, biological process: fatty acid alpha-oxidation. Gene Ontology annotation, molecular function: phytanoyl-CoA dioxygenase activity. The transcript is spliced from 9 exons. The record is from RefSeq and is a predicted model, not a curated record.